GGGUGAAAUUUGUGGCAGUGAAAGUAUUCCUUUGUGGAUGCAUCUCUGUCUGUUGGAUGAGCAGCAGUAUAAUUGUUUGUUUGUUUGUUUGUUUUCUCCCAGCAGAGCCGUGCAUGCUUCCCUGCCUGAACGGAGGACAGUGCAUUCAGUCGGAGUCGUGUGACUGCAGCUUGUAUCAGGCCACUGGACACAGAUGUCAGACAGUUCCUAACCCCGGCUUUGAGAGGGAGAUGACGUGCCGCUCGUGGGGUCAGUACAACUUUGAGACCUUUGACGGCCUUUACUACCACUUCCCUGGUCGCUGCACGUACACGCUGCUGAAGGACUGUGAGGAAACCACCCAGGCCAGCAUCGUCGUCCAGGUCCACAAUGACCCGGGCUGCAGCUCUGCCCCCUACACCUGCCAACGAUCUGUCAGCCUCUUCCUGCCGUGGGAGGGAGAAGUUCGGCUGCACGCCACCAGCGUAACCUUCAAGGGCCAAAGUCUGCAGCUGCCUCAUCACAUCCACGACCUGCAGCUGGAGCAGAUCUCUCAGUAUGUUCUGGUGACGCAGCAGCACGGCUUCACGCUGGCCUGGGAGGGACGCAGCGGCUCCGUCUACAUCAAACUCAGCCCAGAGUUUGUGGGCCGAACCUGCGGCCUGUGUGGGAACUUCAACGCAGACGUCCAGGACGACCUAAAGACCAGUUAUGGUGUGAUGACACAUGAAAUCGAAAUGUUUGGGAACAGCUGGGUGGAGGCAGAGCCCCACGAGGCCCGAUGUCCGCUGGUAACCUCCGGCUUCCCUUCUCCGUGUGAUGCGGUCGAAGCUCAUGUCCUGCUGAAAGUGGAGGAGAUUUGUGCAAUGCUGCUGGAUCUGCCAUUUCAGAGCUGCCACGACUUUGUUAGCCCGCUGUCCUACAUGGCCAGCUGCUCCAAUGACCUCUGCAUGUCGGGUCCCAGCGGUGAUGUGGUAUGCCAGGUGUUCAGCGAGUAUGCCCGGGCCUGUGCCCACGCUGACCACCCACUGCACGACUGGAGGCAGCACAUUCCUCAGUGUGCGAAGCAGUGUGUCCUUGGUCUGCAGUACAGGGAGUGCAUCAGCUGCUGCCCGGCGUCCUGCAACCUGGAGCGAACAUGCAUCGACAGCAAGCUGGCCUGCCUGGACGGAUGCUACUGCCCUGAAGGUCUGAUCUACGAGGACGGAAGCUGCGUGACGCCCUCCGACUGUCCCUGCGAGUACCAUGGCAUGUUUUAUCCAUCUGGACAGACUCUGCAGGAGGAAUGCAACAACUGCACAUGCGUGGGUGGAGUGUGGAACUGCACCGAAUACAGCUGCCCAGGCGAGUGCUCGGUGACUGGAGAUAUGUAUUUUCAAUCCUUUGAUGGGCGGAUCUUCACUUUCCCCGCAACAUGUCAGUACGUUCUCGCCAAAAGCCGCAACUCAGGAAAGUUCACGGUCACCAUCCAGAACGCCCCCUGUGGAGCUAAUUUGGACGGAUCCUGCAUCCAAUCAGUCAACCUGGUUAUUGACGAGGAUCCGAGGACGGAGAUUACGCUGAGCCACGUUGGCGAGGUCUUCAUGGCCGGACAGUACCGCAUCUCGCUGCCCUAUUCUGACGAGAUGUUCCACAUCCAGGAGCUGUCGUCCAUGUUCCUGCAGGUGAAGACGGCAUUGGGCCUGCGUCUACAGUACAGCUGGAAGGAGUUCCGCCUCUACCUGCAGGCUGACGAGCCGUGGAAGGAUGACACGGUGGGCCUGUGCGGCACCUUCAAUGGCAACAUUCAAGAUGACUUCCUAUCUCCAUCAGGAAUGAUAGAAAGCACUCCGCAGCUGUUUGGAAACUCCUGGAGAGUCUCGUCAGCCUGUUCGACCAGCCUGACCACGCCUCAGCUCGACCCCUGUGACACACACCAGCAGGCUGUGGCCUACGCCUCGGAGAUGUGUGACGUGCUGAACCAGGAUCUGUUCUCCGCCUGCCACGAGUACCUGAGCCCGGCCUCCUUCCACCAGCAGUGUCGCUCAGACACCUGUAAGUGCGGGACGCCUUGCCUCUGCUCGGCGCUCGCUCACUACGCUCGCCACUGCCGCAGGUUCUCCAUCAUCGUGGACUUUCGAUCACAGAUACCCGACUGUGCCGUCAACUGUCCGGCCACCAUGCAGUACGGCACAUGCGUGUCGUCCUGCCAGCGCCGCUGCUCCGCCCUCUCGGUCCCGCAGCACUGUGGGGAGGAGUGUGAGGAGGGCUGCGUCUGCCCGCUGGAGUCCUUCUACAACCAUCGAACACACACCUGUGUGCACAGGAGCGAGUGUCCCUGCAGUUUCCUCGGAGCAGAUUACGAGCCUGGAGAUGUGAUCAUGACGUCAGCAGGUGUUCAACUCUGUCUGAAUGGUAAACUGGUGUCCCAAACAACAGACAGUGAAAUGUUGUGUCCGGCUGGUCAGCUCUACCAGAACUGCUCAGAGGAGGACGAUGGCUUCCUGUCAGGAAGGGGCGUGGCCUGUGAGCGCACCUGCGAGUCCUACCUACUCAACCUCACCUGCUCGACACACGAGCCCUGCGUGCCCGGCUGUACCUGCCCUCCUGGCUUGUUGAAACACGGAGACGAGUGCUUUGAACCUGCAGCCUGCCCCUGUCUGUGGAAAGGAAAGGAGUAUUACCCCGGCGACAGAGUCUCCUCCCCCUGCCAUCAGUGUGUUUGCCAGCAUGGGACGUUCCAGUGUGUGUUUCAUCCGUGUCCAUCCAUGUGCAUGGCUUACGGUGACCGCCACUACAGGACGUUCGAUGGACUGCUGUUUGACUACGUUGGUGCAUGCAAAGUCUAUCUCGUGAAGAGCAGUGCUGAUGUCAUGCUCAGUGUAACGGCCGAGAACAUCGACUGUUUCGACAGCGGAGUCAUCUGCAGGAAAUCUCUGCUGAUCAACAUCGGCAGAUCCUUCAUAGCAUUCGAUGACGAGUCUGGAAAACCAAAUCCUUCCAGUGUGAUUGACAGGAAGCAGAGGAUGUUCAUCUGGCCGGCCGGAUACUUCACAGUGGUUCAUUUCCCAGAGGAAGACGUCACCGUCCUCUGGGACCGCAAGACCACCGUCCACAUCCAGGUCGGACCCAGCUGGCAGGGGAAGCUGACUGGGCUGUGCGGGAACUUUGACAUGAAGACGGUGAACGAGAUGCGGACACCCGACAACAUCGACUCCCCGACUCCGCAGGAGUUUGGAAACAGCUGGACAGCAGCAGAGUGUGUGAACAGUCCAGAUAUCAGACACCCCUGCAGCCUCAGUCCGCUCAGAGAGCCGUUUGCAAAGCGGCAGUGCAGCGUCCUGCUCAGUGAGGUCUUCCAGGCCUGCCACCCGGUGGUGGACGUCACCUGGUUCUACAUGAACUGCCUGGCAGAUACGUGUGCCUGCAGCCGUGGAGGUGACUGUGAAUGUUUCUGCACCAGCGUGGCGGCGUACGCUCAGCGCUGCUGCCACCAGGGCGUUCCUGUCGACUGGCGCUCCCCGUCUCUGUGCCCCUAUGAUUGUGAAUUCUACAACAAAGUUCUGGGUAAAGGUCCCUUCAGGCUGAUCAGCUUCAGGGAUCGGACGGCGCUGCUGGCAGCCAGCAGGUCCAGCGGCUCCGUGUUCCUGCUGCAGAGCAACGUCAGCGUCACCGCCGCUCCCGGAGUCCUCUCACAGUUCAUGAUGACGCCAGGCCUCAGCAGAGCCCGACCACACGACACAUCCCGGGUUUCCUUUGAGGCGUCAGACAGACCGAACUACUUCCUGUCAGCGAGCCCCAGCGGGCAGGUGAGGCUCGCUAAGUGGGAAGACAGCAUGGCAUUCUGGGACGGCGCCACCUUCGUCCUCCACAGGAACACCUGGAUCCCCGGCUAUGACUCGCUGGAGUCCCAUGCUAAACCAGGCUUCUUCCUGCACGCCACGCUGAACCGCCUCCACCUGCUCAAGUACAGACACACGGACAGCUUCCGCAAGGCCACGCUGUUCAGACUGACAGGCAUCAGCCCAGACGCCCCGCCCAGCCCUCGGUGUCAGUGGAGGUACGACUCCUGCGUCAUCCCCUGCUUCAAGACCUGCAGUGACCCGUCAGCCGAAGCCUGCCAAACCAUCCCACAAGUGGAGGGCUGCCUGCCUGUCUGCCCCCACCACAUGGUCCUGGAUGAGGUCACCCGUCGGUGUGUCUUUAUUGAAGACUGCAUUAAAGGCCCAGUUGCUGUGCAGCCUGUAACACCGUCCAGCGCUCCACUGACCUCUGCAGCUGUCACUUCUGCAACCACCACAGUCCCUGCUGCCUCCACCCCCCCCCUGCAGACCACCACAAGCACCACCUCAUCCCCCAUCCCUCCAGAAACCGGUCCGACCGCUAAAACCACCACCACUACUCCUGCCGUGAGCACACAGACAACCACGUCAAAGGCGCCGCCCGCUCCUGCCGAGCCGACCCGUGAGGCCACCGUCUCUCCUUCUGCAGCAGCUCCGGAAGUGUCCAGAACAGCAGGACCUCCGGCUCCUCCGACAGCGCUCCCUGCUGUCAGACCAGAGGUGGAGGAGCCGCGGUCCACGGUCAGAGCGACUGAAGCCUCUUCCACCACCACAGCAGACACGACAGCCUGGACAACCAGCGGUGAAAGCUCCUCCCCCUUCGACCGCAGCACGUCCAGGACCAGCGAUGCCCCCUUCGCCAUCACCGCUCUGUUCUGGCUCACUGCCUCCACCAAGCCCACCGACCUCCUGCAGCCGUUCCUCACCACCACUGCCUCAACCCUGCGGCCACCUGCCACUGCAGAACCGACCACGAGCUCAGUGGAAGGGCCGACCACCAUCAGAACCCCUCAGCCUGCUCUCCUGCAACCAACCACACAGACCACAGACGCUACAACACAUUCAUCAGCAGUUCCUCCGAUUGUAACCACAUCUGGUCCUGCUCCAGUCUCAGAGACGGAGACAGUUACAGACAGGACCACAGCUCCCAGUACAGCUCCCACUGCACACACAGACACCAGCACAAAGCCUGUAACAGUGGAGCGACUCCCCCCAACAUCAACCACACCCAUCCCACCUGGUUUACCAAGCACAGCCUCCUCACCUCUCCACACCUCACCUCACACAGAAACUCUAUCUUUGCCCACAGUCACUUCAGCAAAAACCACAGAAUCAGACACACCAGCUGCACCGUUCACCACCAGUAAAACAACAACAACAGACAUAAGUCCAGAGACGACACCAACACCUGCUACCACAGAGAUUCUGCACACCUCAACAACCACAACUUCUACCACAGCUGUCCCUGAGUUACCAACCUCAGCCCCCAUCCAUGCUGCACCAACAACAGCUCCUCCACCUACUCCUUCUUCAGCUGCAGACUGGAGAACAACAACAAAGAAAGUGACCACUUUUGAACCCACUGCAUCUCAAAUUCCUGUAGCUGCCACAACCAUUACUGCACCUCCACCGCCACCUCUGACUUCUUCUCCAGUGUCCUCCUCCACCACAUCCUACGCUGAGAGGACCUCCUGGUCUGCAGCUCCCCCGACAGCAGAGAAAACCACUUGGACCACGACUUCAGGGCCUCCAGAGCCUCCAGAGCCUCCAGAGCCUCCAGAAACUUCCACAGGUCCUCCUGUCACAACAAAACCAACCGUACCUCCAGUGUCUCCGACAGAAACGACUGCUGUUCCACUUUUACCAACAACAGAGAGCUCCAUACAUCCUGCUUCUACAGUGCGGACCUCAGAGCCAUGGGGUGAGACCUCCUCCACCCCAGUCUCCAGCCCCACAGUGAAAACUACACCUUCAGAAGCUGUUGUCCACCCAGUCACUUCCACAAAAACUACAGAAGUGCCUCUUCUUCCUGUAACAUCAGAGCCGGUUGUCACCUCUGCAACAUCAGCUGCCACCACCGCCAAAACUACAACCUCUCGUGAAAUCUCAACUGCAGAAAUUGCAGCCACAACAACCAGAAAGCUGGCUACACCGCCGCCUCCACCUGCGCCUGAAAGUCCCGAGACGCUUCUCACCACCGUCUCCACAAGAGCUCCACCAGGUUUUGUCACCACCACGCUCAGACCCGUCGUCCUGCAGCCGAUCACAGAGACGACACAUCCGGUGACGGGCAGAGUGGAGGUGUCAACGACAACCACGCCACCUCCAUCUUCGUCUCCACUGCGCACGACUACGACUUCUGCUGCAGCUGCGAGGCAGACGACUGUCCAGGACCGAGUCACCACCCGGCUGGUGUCCACAGCGAGAGCUACACCCGCCGGAACAACCACCACCACCACGCGGACCACCGUCCUCAGAACGACACCAAGGGUUCCUUUCACAACAAGAGUUACACCAAGAAUCACGUCGACAGAGAGGCCGACCGCCAGGCCGGCCACUGCAAGGGUCACAGUGGGAACAAGGCCUCCAGAAGUAACCACCAGAGUGACCACUCCCGCCCCAGAGACCGUCCCUACAAGCCCCGACACGACAACCACCUCAGAGGCGCCGACUACAACUGCUGCAAUGUCUGCAGAGUCGGUCACAACAUCGAUCGCCACCAAACAUGUCGACACGACCGCAGCAGUGACCACUUCAGCCGCUCCACCUCCUGCCCCAGUGUCCACAGCCGCCCCCACAACAGCCACCAGAGAGUCAGUCACAUCUGAGAAAACACUUACAACUAAGGAGACCGAAGUGUCUCCAUCAACACCCAAACUGGAGACGCCUCCUGAAACACACCUGAUCUCCACCCAGCAGCCCGGUGUUCCCGCUCCCGCUACGACCUCACUCCCAGCAGCCACCUCAGCACACACGACUGAGCCGGAGAGAGUCGAUCACACUGCUCCACAUGCAACGACGCCUCCUGCACCGGUGGUGCCUCACACACCUUCAGAAACGACCACACACACAGCAGAGGGGACGACGUCUGUCGCUGUGUCACCGACAAGGAUGUGCACGCCUCCGUAUGCAGAAAUCGUGGAUGAAUGCACAAAGUACAUCUGCAUCAAUAACCAACUCGUCUUGUUCAACAAAUCCCAGAGCUGCCCCUUUACCUCCGAACCCCCGAACUGCGGCCUGCUCGGCUUCGCCAUACUGGUCAACGGAGACAAGUGCUGCCCCAAGUGGGACUGUCCAUGUCGCUGCUCGAUGUUUCCAGAUCUCAAUGUGAUCACAUUUGAUGGGAACAGUGUCGCAGUCUACAAAGCUGCCUCAUACAUAGUGACCCAGCUGCCCAAUGAGACGGUCAGCGUCCUGGUUCAGGAGUGUCCCGCUGACUCACAGUCACCACUCCUCUGGAAUUUCACCAACUUGUGUCUGGUGGCACUCAACAUCACGCACAACUCCAACCACAUCAUCAUCAACAGGCUGCAGAGGAGGCUCUACGUCAACUCCCGGUACGCCAAGCCUCGAUUCAAGAAGUUUGGCUUUGAGAUCUACGACACAGGCAACAUGUACCUGAUCCGCAGCCCGGCCGGUCUCAAGCUGCAGUGGUACCACAGCACCGGCAUGAUGGUGAUCGACUCUGACAGCUCCAGCAACAAGCUGCACACCAUGGGCCUCUGUGGUUUCUGUGACGGAGACCCCACAAAUGACCUGACUCUGGCCAACGGCACCACGGUGGGCAUCAGCGAGGAUCCGGCUGUUUUCAUCGACAGCUGGCAGGUUCCCAACACCACCAGCUACGUCAGCCACAGCCGCCGCCGCGAGCUCAACUGCUCCACCAGCGACUGCUCCGGCUGCUUCCUCAUGCUGCAGAACCACGCCUUCUCACCCUGCCACUCCUUCGUCCCGCCAAGCACCUUUUGUGAGAUUUGGGUCCAGGAUGCAGAGUAUGUCAACAACCAGUGUGUGGCGCUGGCUGCCUAUGUGGCUUCCUGCCACAAAUUCAACAUCUGCAUUGAGUGGAGGAGUCCAGAUUACUGCCCCUUUGUGUGUCCUGACACGCUGCGGUAUCAGGCCUGUCUGCCGGCCUGCACGUCUCAGUCCUGCCCCAACCACGACUUCGACUCGGACCCAGACCAGUGCUCCGGCCUGACAGAGGGCUGCGUGUGUCCCGAGGGAACGCUCCUCCACCGGCCGUACUCCGCCCUCUGCAUCUCACCGGACAAGUGUGCCUGCACUGACAGCUCCGGCGUUCCUCGUGCACACGGCGAGGUGUGGAAAGCCUCGAAGGACGCCUGCUGCAUGUACCGCUGCGACAACGACACCAUUGUCCCCGUGGAGUACAACUGCUCCAGCAUGGCGGUGCCGGUGUGCCGGCGGGCCGGAGAGGUGAUCAUCAGCCUGGCAGACGACUCCAGCUGCUGCCCGCACAAAGUCUGCGUGUGUAACCAGAGCCUGUGUGACCCGCUGCCUCCUGACUGUAAAUACGGAGAGAAGCUGGUGUCGUACUACAGACAGGACUCCUGCUGUCCGGACUACGCGUGUGAGUGUGAUCCUGAACUGUGUGAGUCGGACGUUCCCGCCUGCAGAGAGGACCAGACGCUGAUCGCCACCAGAGCCGACGGCAGCUGCUGCCUCGCUCACAUCUGCAUGUGUUCUUCCUGUCUGGAGACGCCUCCUCUCUGCCAGGACGGCGAGGUGCUGACAGUGGACAGCAACACCACGGACCGCUGCUGCCCUGCCUACCAGUGUGUGUGUGAGCCCUACAGGUGUCCUCUGCUCAGUUGUCCUGUUGGGAUGUCGGUGGUGUCCGUGUCCAGUCCGGGUCGUUGCUGUCCGAACCAAACAUGCGAGUGUUCCUGUGAAAAGAUCACCUCCCCUAAAUGUGGCCUGGGAGAAGCCGCCCAGCUGGACCGGGCCUUCCUGUCCGACCCACAGAACCAGUGUGCCUGCAAAAGAUACAAGUGUGUGCGCGAGGCGGUGUGUGUGUUCGGGGAGCGUGGCGUGCUGCGGCCAGGUCAGACUCUGGUGGAGCACCACGACGAUGGCUUGUGUCACAGCCGGCAGUGCAGCCGCAUCGUUGACCCAGCCAGCGGCUUCCACCUGCUGCGCACCAGCAGCAUCAACUGCUCCGCCCACUGCCAACCAAAUCAGAUCUACAUUCCUCCGAAGGACCAGACGACGUGCUGCGGUGUGUGUAAGAACAUUUCCUGCCUCUACCAACACGAGAAUGGGACGACAGUUCUCUAUAAGCCGGGGAAGUCCUGGGUAUCAAACUGUAUGAAGUUCGACUGUGCAGAUACUCAGUCCGGUCCCACACUCAUCUCCUACUCCUUCAGCUGCCCGCCAUUCAACGAGACAGAGUGUAUGAAGAUCGGUGGAACUGUCGUAAGUUACAUGGACGGAUGCUGCAAGACGUGUAAAGAAGACGGGAAGUCGUGUCAGAAGGUGACGGUGAGGAUGACGAUCAGAAAGAACGACUGUCGCAGCAACAGACCGGUGAACAUUGUGUCGUGUGACGGGAAGUGUCCGUCCGCCAGCAUCUACAACUACAAUAUCAACACGUACGCUCGCUUCUGCAAGUGCUGCAGGGAGACGGGGCUGCAGCGGCGCUCCGUGCAGCUCUACUGCAGCGGCAACGCCACCUGGGUCAGCUACAGCAUCCAGGAGCCCACCGACUGCUCCUGCCAGUGGUCCUAA
Centropristis striata (black sea bass) is the source of this 9545-nucleotide messenger RNA. It is a transcript of the gene otog, whose product is annotated as otogelin. The transcript is spliced from 52 exons. Bases 57 to 9545 code for a protein of 3162 amino acids. Gene Ontology annotation, molecular function: alpha-L-arabinofuranosidase activity; protein binding. Gene Ontology annotation, biological process: L-arabinose metabolic process. Lineage: Eukaryota; Metazoa; Chordata; Actinopteri; Perciformes; Serranidae. Gene Ontology annotation, cellular component: extracellular matrix. The record is from RefSeq and is a predicted model, not a curated record.